Messenger RNA from Drosophila kikkawai, 738 nucleotides. RefSeq names its product phospholipase A2. Lineage: Eukaryota; Metazoa; Arthropoda; Insecta; Diptera; Drosophilidae. The record is from RefSeq and is a predicted model, not a curated record. Gene Ontology annotation, biological process: phospholipid metabolic process; arachidonate secretion.
UGAUUUAUUUAUUGGAUUUUUUUCGCCGGAAUCUCACACGAAAUCUUCAUAAAAAUCUUCGCUGGAAACCCCAUCGAAAUCAGUAAUCAGACCGCGCUGCCCUUGCAAACAAUGUUUUCCGGAUCCGCUUUGCUGGCGCCCCUUUUGGGGCUGGUGUUGGCCUGUGCCUUUCACUCGAGCGAAGGACGGGGCUUUGUAAUCCCGGGCACCAAGUGGUGUGGUCCUGGAAACAUAGCGAACGGCUACGAUGACCUGGGCACCGAGCGGGCCCUGGAUAUGUGCUGCCGGGCUCACGACAACUGCAGGGAGAGUAUUGCUCCGGAAGGGGAAAUCCAUGGCCUGCAGAACGACGGGGUGUUUCCGAUUUUCUCCUGCGCUUGCGAGUCAGCAUUUAGGAACUGCCUCACCGCUUUAGCCAAUUACCAAUCUCUUUUUGUGGGGAGGACGUAUUUCAGCACCAAAAAGGUUUGCUUUGCCUUUGGGCAUCCCAUCGUAUCCUGUCGGGAGACCCAGGGGGACAUGUUCGAGAAGCGCUGCCUCAGUUACCACGUGGACAAAGGUCAGUCCCAGCUCUGGCAGUUCUACGACUUGGCACUCUACACACACGUAACCAAAGACAGCGCCGAGGACCCCUGAGAUUGAGCUUUGACAUCGCCCGGCGAUAAGCGACUGUUUAUGUUCAAAUGGAAGAUUGUAGAAAAGAAAAUCAAUAAAUAUGUACUUCUUAGAAUUGCGAAA